GCUGCCACAAACACACAAAGAGAGAACAAAAUGAAGACCAGAUGUAUUUCAGGCAUGUUAUCUCUUUGACACUGCAGAAUCCAGGAGAGACGUAAAACGAGCAGAAAAACAAGUUUAGCGAAGUAUGUCAGGAAGACGUGAAGAAACACAGAGGGGCAGUCAAAGUGGAGCGGCUGUUUUCUUCUCCAAUCCUCUGAUGAGUGACGUUGAAGCAGACUGGUCUCCAAUUCAUGAUGCUGCAUUUAAUGGACGCGUCCUUAACCUGCAGAGGCUCAUUGCUCAGGGUGCAUGUGUGAACCUGAGCACGCUGGACCACGUCUCCGCCCUCCACGGAGCAUGUAUGCAGGGCCAUGCAGCCUGCGCUAAGCUUCUGCUGCAAAAUGGUGCUGAUGUCAACAACGUGACGUUAAACGGACAAACGGCGCUGUCGGAAGCAUGCACCCGAGGUCAUGUGACUUGUGUAUCGCUGCUCCUUCAACAUGGAGCGAGCACAUUGGGGAGCAACCCAGCCAGCUCCCCAAUGCACAUGGCUGCAGCCAAAGGUUACCCGGAAUGUAUCGAGUCCCUUGCAGAGCAUGGCGCUGACCUGGAUCAUACCAUCGACCAAUCAGGCGCUCCUCUCCAUGUAGCGUGCUCCAAUCAGCAGCUGACUACUAUUAAGAAACUGCUUCAACUUGGUGCUAGUGCAAACAGUCAUGAUUUAGGUGACUCACCCCUACAUAUCGCGGCUCGUCUGUCCAGUCCAGAGAUGGUCUCCGUCCUGCUCAACCACGGGGCAGACGCCUCCCUACGGAACCUGGAGGGCAAACAACCUCUGGACCUGGCACCCCCAAAUAGUGUGGUAGAGAGGCUGCUCAGACAAAGUGGAGGGGUGCCCCCGCUGAUGCAGCUGUGCCGCCUGCACGUCAGGAGGACUUUAGGCAAGCAAAGGCUGGUUAGGAUUUAUGACCUUCACCUCCCCACAGAACUCAAAAUCUACCUUCUCCACCUGUCACGCCACAGUUGGCCAACAGAGGGAGUGCUAACAUAAUAAAUGAUGCUGUUUGAACCGA
Nerophis lumbriciformis (worm pipefish) is the source of this 1052-nucleotide messenger RNA. RefSeq names its product ankyrin repeat and SOCS box protein 9-like. Gene Ontology annotation, biological process: intracellular signal transduction; positive regulation of protein catabolic process; protein ubiquitination. The record is from RefSeq and is a predicted model, not a curated record. Lineage: Eukaryota; Metazoa; Chordata; Actinopteri; Syngnathiformes; Syngnathidae. Gene Ontology annotation, molecular function: protein binding.